AUGCCGGCCGGGGCCGUGCGCGGCUUCGCGCUGGAGCUGGCGCGGGGCCGCGGGGCGGCGUUCCGCGGCGGCGAGCUGUGCGGCCGGGUGCUGCUGGAGGCGGCGGCGCCGCUGCGCGUGCGGGCGCUCGUGGGCGCGCGCGGCGGGGCGGCCACGCGCUGGCUGGAGGGCCGCAGCGUGGGCGCCAACGCCGUGCCCAGCGACCGCGCGGCCGCCGAGACGUACCUGCGGCGGCGGCAGCUACUGCUGGGAGACACCGGUGAGGCCACGACGCUGCCGCCCGGGCGCCAUGAGUUCCCGUUCAGCUUCCAGCUGCCCCCGACCCUGGUGACCUCGUUCGAAGGCAAACACGGCAGUGUCCGCUACUGCAUCAAGGCCACCCUGCACCGGCCCUGGGUCCCAGCGCGCCGGGCGAAAAAGGUAUUCACCGUCAUCGAGCCCGUGGACAUCAACACGCCUGCCCUGCUGGCUCCCCAAGCCGGCGCUCGGGAGAAGGAGGCGCGGUCGUGGUACUAUAACCAGGGCCUCGUCUCGCUCUCGGCCAAGAUCGAGCGCAAAGGCUACACGCCAGGCGAGGCGAUCCCCAUCUUCGCGGAGAUCGACAACGGGUCCCGGCGCCCGGUGCUGCCGCGCGCCGCCCUGGUGCAGACGCAGACCUUCCUGGCCCGCGGCGCGCGCAAGCAGAAGCGGGCGGUGGUGGCGAGCCUGGCGGGCGAGCCGGUGGCCCCGGGGCGGCGGGCGCUGUGGCGGGGCCGCGCGCUGCGGAUCCCGCCCGUGGGGCCCUCCAUCCUGCGCUGCCGCGUGCUGCACGUGGACUACGCGCUCAAGGUCUGCGUGGACAUCCCCGGCGCGUCCAAGCUGCUCCUGGAGCUGCCGCUGGUCAUCGGCACGGUGCCCUGCAUCCUAUCGGACAGCCCGAUCGUACCGCGUGGGCAGCCACCCAGCGGCCAACGGCCUCCUACGCAAAAGGGCGCCGCGGAAAGCACGUGGGUGGCCAGGAGCACCCGGGAUUCGGGCGAGGGCACCGGCCUGGCCGCUGCAGAGCCCGCCCUUGUCCCCGGCCCCCAAGGCACCCUCUGUGCCCUCACGCCCCGGCUCUCCAUUUCAGCCCCCCCUGAGUACUCGGAGGUGGUGGCCGAGGAGGAGAUGGUGGCCUCCGGGCAGAGCCCCUCCCUGUCCCUGCAGGACCCGGACGUGAGCCUCGAUGGCCCUUUCUUCGCCUUCAUCCAAGAGUUCCGCUACCGCCCGCCGCCCCUGUACUCCGAGGUGAGCUCCCGGCUCUGGGGACCCUGCGACAAGUGUGAGACACACACAGGAGGUGGGGUUCGCUUCGGAGAUGGGGUCUCGCUCUAUUGCCCAGGCUAGAGUGAGUGCAUGGCAUCAGCCUCGCUCACAGCA
Microcebus murinus (gray mouse lemur) is the source of this 1398-nucleotide messenger RNA. The record is from RefSeq and is a predicted model, not a curated record. Lineage: Eukaryota; Metazoa; Chordata; Mammalia; Primates; Cheirogaleidae.